Molecule: messenger RNA, 2691 nt
Organism: Capronia epimyces CBS 606.96
Lineage: Eukaryota; Fungi; Ascomycota; Eurotiomycetes; Chaetothyriales; Herpotrichiellaceae
Exons: 2
Coding region: 1-2691 (896 amino acids)
Source: RefSeq, a predicted model, not a curated record
AUGGGAGGCGCCAUGUUGCCAACAAAGCCCUGGUCCUGGCCUCCCCGUCGAUCCAAGGCGACGAACAAACCUCAGGUUCCGACGGUGGAGACAAGUUCCCAGGAAACUGGCAGUGACACCCCUUCGAUCAGUCAUGUGGGCAAUGCUGUCGCGGUGCCAAGAUCAAGUCCGCGAGAAGAGCGCAAGCCACAUCACAGCAUCAAUGUCAAGUUCGAAGUUAUGCUACUAUAUCUGCGGCAGCAGCAGCUGGAAAAGAGGUGGGCGGAAGGCAAUUCUACAGAGGGUGUCAUCUUGAAGAAAAGUAAAGACGACUUCAUCUGUCAGCCUGCGGAUCUAUCGAAACAUGUCAAUGGGUUCUACAACGAAAUCAAAAAGCUGAAUGUCAAGGUUGCCAUGACUGUGAGAACGAGCGCGAUCAGAAAAUUUCUCCAGGAAUACCAACAACCUUUCGUGCCAUUUAGUCAGGGGCAGCACCUUCAAAUCAUUGAAGAUAUCAGUGCGCUGUCCUUCUGUAAGAGACACCACUACGCCGCCUUUGUCCGCAGCCAGGGCAUGCUCGUCGUCUGGGCGGAAGAUCCGACCGAGGUUAUCAGCCGUUCUGAGCAGAUCGAGACACUCCUUGUCAAUAUGCUGUGGGAUAUGGAUAGCUCGGAUGACGAGGACGAGAUUCUGAUUGCGAAGGAAAAGGUGGCUACGUCCCCAGACAGGUCAACUGGUUCGAGACACAUUGAUGAGGAAGGUGUUUGGGAUAAGCCGCGGAAGACAGUCAUCUACCAGGCCUUCCUUGUGGCGUGUGUCUCUAUCCUCACAAUAUUUUGUCUCUCCAUUGGCUGGAGGCAGAUUGCUCUCGAGAUCAAGAUCGACAACAGUUACACCAGAUUAGCGAUUCUGGCUGCCGCACCCUUACAACUGUGGCUGGGUUGGUUUUUCUUCACCAGCUUGGUCAACGGUAUUGCGCAAAUCAUCGGCCCUGUUCAACAGUUGACAGAAAACUCCCGGUUCUAUUCAGCACGGUCAUCCGUCCGUCUGACAGGCGUAGACGCGCCCCUGCCACAUGUCACGAUUCAAUGUCCUGUAUACAAAGAGGGCCUCGACUCUGUCAUCCAUCCGACAAUUUUGUCGCUCAAAAAAGCGAUUUCGACCUACGAACUACAAGGGGGUAGUGCUAAUAUUUUCAUCAACGAUGACGGCAUGCAACUCAUUUCUGACGAUAAAGCGCGGAGACGAGCUCAAUACUACGAGGACAACGGUAUUGGGUGGGUCGCUCGGCCGAACCACGCACCUAAGGGCGAUGCGAAGGGCAACAAUAUCUUCAUCAGAGCCGGCAAAUUCAAGAAAGCGUCCAAUAUGAACUUCUGCCUCAACGUGAGCAACCGGAUCGAGGACAAGAUGGCGGAAGUGGUACGAACCCCUAGCUGGAACCAAGCAGAUGAAGACCGUCUCUACCAUUCAUGCUUCGACCAGGUUCUCUCAGAAGACGGCGACCGGACCUGGGGUGGAGGUGACAUCCGCGUUGGAGACUACAUCCUCCUCGUCGACUCCGACACCCGCGUACCCGAGGAUUGCCUACUCGAGGCCGUUUCCGAGAUGGAAGCCUCGUCCGAGGUGGCUAUUAUUCAGUUCUCGUCCAGCGUCUUGAACGUAACAACGAGCUUUUUCGAGCUCGCCAUCACCUUCUUUACCAACCUCGUCUAUACGGCCAUCCGGUUCGCCGUGGCCAACGGGGAUGUCGCCGCGUUCGUCGGCCACAACGCGAUGCUUCGAUGGUCUGCCAUUCAGGCCGUCGGGUACACGGACGAGAACGAAGGCAUAGACAAGUAUUGGGCCGAGAACACUGUAUCAGAAGACUUUGACAUGGCUCUACGACUGCAGGCGCAGGGAUAUGUACUGCGCUUCUGUACCUACUACGGUGAUAAGUUCAAAGAAGGUGUCUCGUUGACUGUCUACGACGAGUUGUCCCGAUGGGAGAAGUACGCCUACGGCUGUGCCGAACUACUAUUCCAUCCCAUUCGCUACUGGCUGACGAGAGGGCCUAUCACACCGCUGUUCCGUCGGUUUAUGGGCAGCCAGAUGAGCCUGAUGGCCAAGUUGACGAUUAUGGCUUAUAUCGGCACCUAUUUCGCCAUCGCUUCUGCCUGGCCAUUGACGCUAAUGAACUAUUUCCUCAUCGGCUGGUUCAACGGAUAUCUCGACCACGCCUACGUCACCUCGUUCGAAGUCUACUUCGGCAUCGUCGUCGUCUUUCAGGGCUUAGGUACCGUCAGCUUGGCGGUCCUACGAUACCGGGUCGAGAACCGCUCGCUACUCGGCGCCUUGUUGGAAAACUUUACGUGGAUUCUCAUCCUGACCGUCUUUCUCGGCGGCAUCUCCGUGCACGUGUCCCAGGCCAUCCUCUGCUAUCUCUUCAGCGUCAAUAUGAGCUGGGGCGCGACCGCCAAAGAAGCCGAGUCAACUUCCUUCUUCAGGGAAGUCCCCGUCAUCCUGAAAAGGUUUAAAUUCACCUUUUGUUACUGUAUCGCCAUGAUCUUUGUCAUGCUUGCCCUGGCUGGGAUUGGGCCUGCGGGUGCCCUCGUGCCAUACGACUGGAGAAUUACGACGUUCACGGCCAUUUUUCCUUUGGCCAUCUUGGUGGCGUUUCACUUUUUGAUGCCGCUCGUGCUCAAUCCUGGACUGAUGCAGUUCACCUUCUAG